Molecule: messenger RNA, 19335 nt
Organism: Xyrichtys novacula (pearly razorfish)
Lineage: Eukaryota; Metazoa; Chordata; Actinopteri; Labriformes; Labridae
Source: the annotation of a GenBank genome assembly
AGUGGUGUCUGACUUCCUGUGUGUGUGAGUGUGUCAGAGAGACGGGGUACUAGAGAAACACCUGCUGUGCUUACAGACAACCAAAUGUCAGAGGAGUACUCAACACAGCACUGAAACCAUCACAUGUGAGUACUACUAAACAUACUGUUUGUGUUUUAGUUGUUAAUAGCUGAUUUAUGAGUGUUUGUGUAAAAGAAAUGUCAGAAUAGGGGUAUUUCUGCUUCGAGGCUCAAACUGCCUCUGAAAUCCUCAAGACGCCGCUCGGGAUCCAUUCUGAAAGACAGAUGCCAAAGGGGCACUUAAGGGCAAGGUUGAAGUAUUCACAUCUGGUCUUGUUUGAGGCUGUAUUUUAAAAGUCUUUAACUCAUUCAGCAUACUGAUUUGCCUCGGCCUUGGUCUGGUUGCAUCUCGCUAGAAUUCAGAUUUUGCCUCAGUAAUUGGCACAAGUCAUGUCUGUGCUUCAGCUGAAUGUUCUCUCAAAGUGAGCUGAAGAACUCAGAUGGAAUCAAUACCUUUGAGUUUGACUUCACAUAAGGUUAAUUUUCAGUCCUAAUCUAUAAAUUUAUCUAUAUAUGAAGGAGAUUUUAGUGACAGUGUUUAGACAGUGCUUUUCAUCUGACAGCGACACUGAGAUGGACUUCAAAAUCUCACAUCAGAAAAUCUUAAAAUACGUUUGUCUGUCUCUUGUGCCAUAAAGAGGAGGAUGAAGUAAGAUAAAAAGUUUUAAAAUAACCCCAUGCGCCUGACAUUUUGUUGAUUUCACAAUAAUUGGUGGCGAUGGUGUCAUUCGCUCCGGAAGAAGCAAAUGGUUUUUUUUUUAAUGCAAAAACAACUAAACAAAACAUAAAAACUCUAAACAGUGAGCAGAUGGUGGCUUUAGUGUUUCAUUUUUAUAGCCUUAAUCCUCUUUUUGAAAAAUUCAUUGUUACCAUAAGGAUAUAAUAAUAAUAACAGUGACUGCCAGUAAAUCUCUCUUAACUGGAGGAAUUCAACUUUAUACACUAUCAGUAUUCGUUGUGCCCGAUCAAUAAUUCAGAAAGAAAACAGUAAUUGUCAUUUUAAAAAUAUUUUCACAUUAAUUCCAUGCAGGUUUUUAUUUAAGAAUGACAGAAGAGACACGACCCCUUAUAUUGUUUAUGUAUGUAUCACGUAACAUUUACCAGUGUUUGCUGAACAGUACGGCCUUUUGCAGGUUCGGGGUCUUGCUUAUAAAUGGCAUUAAUGUGCUCCUGAUGUCGCCUACUGAUAAGCAGUAUUACGGUAUAUCUUAUACCAAUACAUGCACAUCGCAGCUUAUCGCUGAAACUCAAAAACUCAAGGCACAUUGGCAUUGUAAAAAGUGAGUGUUUGGGUGCUUCUAGUGUUCUUAAUAAUCUCUACACAAUGUCUUCAUUCGGGGUUUGUCUUACUUAAAAGAAGAAAAGCUUGUGUUUUUCAGUCCGCUUACUGUCAUAUACUGCGACCAGCUCAAUGUAAUAACUGAUUUAUUACAGUGACAUUAACUCGAUAUGACACUGCUACCUGAGACUGUUAUUCACGUAAAUGUACUGAUGUCCCCCGAUAUAGUUUGUUAUCAUAAUUAGGAAUACUGAAAAAAAUAAAGAUAACUAUAAAAUAUAAAAUUGGCUGGACUAACACAGUUGUGGAUUCACAUUUUGUGCUUCUAGUGUACCGCCUGUGCAGAGUAUUUCAACUUGCAAAUUUUCCCUACGCUUCUAAAACCCUGGUGCAUUAAAUCAAAUUGUUUAUCAGCUUUAGAGACCACAGGAGAGCUCAACUAAUCUCCUCCAUGUGGAUCCAGGUUGUCCAUACUUGUUAUCCAUAUUUGUUUUCUAAAAAGCAGUCAGCAGCAUAUAUGAAAAGCCGAAAAGUCUACAUGCUGUAUUAUAUGCAAUCAAAGUCUGUUUGUGAUUGUUUUUGAGUACAUUAUUUUUGCACCUGUCAGUCUGAAAGUAUCUCAAAUAAAGCUUUCAUUUGCAGUACUCUUCUGGAUGUAAAAGCUACAUUAUUGACCGUAUGUAAGCAUACAUGUAUGACCUGGUGAUGUUAUUCAGAUUAGUGUGGGCAUUUCUACCUUGUCAGUAUUUGCCCCUUUAUAGUUUGGUCUUCUGUAAAAAAAGAACAGCUGGAGAGACCUGGUCAAAGACUUAACAUGUGGCUAACCACUCCUCUGCUUCUUUCUGCUAAAAUUUGGGAGACCACAAAUGAUAAGGCUGUCGUAUUAUACAGCUGCCGCAACGAUUAUAAAGCUUCCACUCAGGACAUCUAUCUGAGUCCUUCAUAUCAAAUCCAGUCUGCUGAAGAGUAGGAUAUGAUCAAAUUAUAAACCAUGCCGAACUUUUACACAUAUGGACCAUGUUAGUAAAGGCUCAGCGCAGCUUUUUAACACCACAAAUCAAAUCACACCGAGCUUAAGGAGUAAGUUUGAAUUUGUCGGAUAAAAAAACGAAUCCUCUUCACUGUAAAAAUAUCUUCUGGCGUACCUCAAGGCUUAUUUCUUGGUCCAAUUAUUUUUUCUGUAUUUGUGCCGCCAUAAGAUCAUAUGAUUUACUGUCAUAAAAUCUUAUUUCACCGUUAUGUCAACGAUACACAGCUUUGUCUCACCAUCGGACUAUUUGAACGAACCGGGCACACUCCAGAGCAUUAUAGCUGAUGAAAGAUAUCUCAUAUAUAUCUCAUACAUAUAUAUCGUGGUAUCUCAAAGUUUUCCUCAAUGAAACAGAAAAUCUCUGCCCGCAUCUGAUAUCAUGUCCAGCAGCUCAAUGUUGAUUUAGACAAGCUGAAACACACAUAAGAUGUUUUAAUCAUGGUUUAACCAAUAUCUCUAAAAUUGUCUUUGGCAGUACAGAGAACAUUAUUCAAAGGGUUCUGCAGGGUCAAGCGUGUUGGCUGCUCUGUCGGUCAGGUUUAAGACAAAGCCUGAUUGAGUGUUGGCUGUGCUGGCAGCUCGGCUCUGUAAUAGUCUAAAAGUUAGUGUCCAGUCUGUUUUCAGUGGUGCCUUUUUCACCUGUAUAAUAGUCUCGCUUGUAUCCAUAAAACAGCUCUAGGGCAUGUGGUAAUUUCAUCAGUUGGGGUCUUUUUUUUGGUUGUUUCCUGACAGGUUUAAAAAUGAAGCUUCCAUUGUUCAGUUUUAUUGCCCACUUGUAUUUAAUAGCCUGAGAGUCCCUUUAAAUGUCUUCACGGCUGUUUCUUUUAUGCUGUGUAAUGAACACUUUGUGCUUCUCGUUUGAAAUGAGCUAUUAGACUGGAGCUAUUAUUAAGACAAAGAAUACAGAAGCAGGUCAACAAUCAUAAAAAAGUUUUUCUGUCCUCAGUGUAAACGAUUACUUUGCUGCAUUUUCUCGACUGUUAUGAAAACAUAAAGCCUCCCUUGCACCAGAGGUGUUUUCAUACGAGACAUUAGGAUUCCCUUUUCAUGGCUAUUACUCAGAGUUCUCAUAGUCUAUCCUACACAAAUCAAUGUGCAAACACUCAAACAAAUUCAUAUCAAAGUGAAACUGAAAUUUCUGAAACGGUUAGUGUGCCUCCCUCUUGUAUUUCCAUUUUGCUUUAACUAAAUCGAUGUAUAACUUUAGUGGCCACAAGCAGCUUCCACAUUAUGAUUAUCAGCACCUAUGUAAACCAUGAUACACAGUAUGGAUGGGUUAUUUGUUUUUAUAGCUCAUACUGAACAUGAGACGUCCUGUUUGACAUGACUUCCUAACAGGUAAUUUCCCAUCACGUAGAUUUCCUUCUUAUGAAGCUCCUGCCUCUCGCAUAUGUCAGUUGUCUGUAAUUCAAUUCUGCAGUUGAGUUCAUGUUUGAAAAGCUGAUUCACUGUCAAUUCAUGUGAGAAUAAAAGCUUUAAAAUUCAACCUCCGAGGAGGGAAACGGUUCAUAUAAAGCACAUACAGUUAAGGGUACUGAACCAGGAAAUGAAACAGGUUGGCACUGCUCUUGAGUUGAUGCUGUGAAGUAGCUCACAGAAGAUGACAGCAGCUGUGUAUGUUGGGGACUAGAUGUACUCUGUAAAUGGUACUUUCAUUUUUUAUGAAAGGGUUUAAGUGUGCUGAGCAGGUGGUAAUACAAAGUAGAAUCUCAACAGGGUUAACGGGACCCUACAGUAAGCAGAGGGGUUUUACUCACUCACCCUGAAGGGAUUCCUCUUUUGUAACCACCUCCUAACUAUACAGUACUUGGCUACCAGCUAAAAAUACAGCCAAGCUGACGCAAAAUGUUGAUUUAGUUGAUUUGAUGAAGAGAUAUUUAAACGGGUAGAAAGUAAAUCCUCCAUUUCCACGGCUCAUUACGCUUCCACGGCAACAGACUCUCAUCAGCUUCUUGUGGAACGAAUUAACAUUAAACUGAACAUUUCAAUUCACAGUCAGGUUAUGAUAUUAGCUCGCUUAUCUGUUAUACUUCACGUUCAAUUGAACAUUUUCAUUUCAGAAUAGUGUAAGACAAGGUGAACAGGACUUCUGCUGACAUCCGUGUCCUCGUUCAGGUCUCCUUCGUAGUAAACCUAUACUAAUAAAGCCAAUUUUUACAUAGGUGGUAUCGUAAAACGAGUCUUGUACUAUACAGGAGCAAAGUUUCAGAUUGCAAGGUUUACGUGUGUGUGGAAGUAAUCUCCAGAUGGGACAACGGGGUGCUCUAUAUAUCUCAUUAAAAAUUCAGCAGAAUCAAUAUUUGACUUUUGCUCAAAUCCUUACAUCAGCAGACAGUGAAUCUCCGUAAAACAGCAAAUUUGUCAUUUUAUAUUAAGAAACACAACUUUCUUGUAUGGCAACAGUGAAGGAGGCUGACAGAAUGCUGGGUUCUGGAAUGCUGGGGGGAUCUUUACGGUACACUGGCCUCAAUGAAGCGUCUCAGAGCGAGGCUAAAAUGAGGGAUUAUAAGACAGCAGCCUGAAAUAUGUUCGACUGUAAAUGAUGUAAAGCUGCUAUGAUGACAGAGGUGAUUGGGUUUGAGUAAUUCCUCACUGUUCAGACCAGUCUGAGAUGGAAAUGGGGUUUUUUUAAGAAGAAAGGGAACUUUAUUGAUCCUCAAAGGGAAAUUAAAUUUUUUCGACAAUGUUGACAAAUUUUGAAUGGUUUUAUUUUUUGCUGUAGUGUCAACAGACAGAGGUGACGCUUUCGUGAUUUAAAAUUCAUCAGUUCUGUCAUGGGGUUUCGACCAAUCAGAGUCAACUAUUUAAUUUAACCUGAUCUUAAAGGGAUAUUGCGGCGUAAAAUUAAUUUAGGGUCAAACACACUGUAACACUGAGUUAGACACCCCCGAGAGAGAUGAAUGUUGCCGACCGCUUAUCCACAGCCUUAGCCACCAAACAUCUUUUUAACUUUACCUAAUUUCUUUAGCAAAGAGACAAAACACAACUCACCUACUCUCUUCUAGCAGCCACUUGUCUGUAGCAAGACCUCAGGCCAGUCCAUUAUGGACUACUGCGGGGUGACGCAGCUCAAGGAAGAACAUUUAUGAUGAUUACUUCAUGGAAAUGCAAUCAGACCGAGACGCCAAGGCAGAAGAACUACAGCGUCUGCAGUGAAAAUUUAUUAAUAUGGUGAUUAAUACUUAAAGGAAAUGAAGAAAUGAUCAUAAAUGUUCUUCCUUGAGCUGCGUCAAGGAAGGCAACAUUCAUCUCUCGAGGGGGUGUCUAACUCAGUCUUAAGGUGUGUUUGAACCUAAAUUAAUUUUACACCGGAAUAUCCCUUUAAAGUUAGUAAAAAGGUUUGGUUGUCCAAACUUACUGUUGUAUUGUUGGGAAAAGUACAAAGAAAUACAACAAAUGUGAGUCCUCAGUGUUAAAAAUUCUGAUAGAAAAGAGAUUGAAGCAACUUUUCCUCAAUAAUAGUAGAAUUUAGCACGUUUGCAUACAAGCUAUUAUCGCCGAAGGAUCCUGACAAAAAGCCGACCUUCCUCAAGCGUAGCAUAAAAGAAACAUUCGUUUCCAACAACGGCUUCACUGUUGAGAGCAAUCUCAUUGAAAUAGGAGUUUAAAUACAUCAUCAGGUCAAAACUUGUGAUCGCAUUAACUUAACGACUCUGUCUGUGAACAUUUCAUUAAUAUGAUACGUAACAUAAAGCACAAUGUGACACUAAAUGUAAAGAUACUCAAGUUAAAUGUGCUGUAAUUCAUCAACACAUGAGGCGUUUAUAGAUGCUUUGAAAUUGAAAAUGGAUUUUUUCUUGAGGGGGUUGCAGGGAAGCUUUCUGUCAAACACACAGUAUUGACAGCAGUACGGUUUGUGUUUCAAUCUGUAAUUUACAGCUCAGACCAUGUUCAACAACUCCCAUCCUCUGAGGAAGGCUGGAUGAAUGAAAUGGACAAAAAGAUUAUUUACAGGAAUGAAGUCCCUGUAGUCACAGAAACUAUUCUUGCUGUGAGCGUAUACGACAGUUUUUUAUGGUAACCAACGUCAUUAGUUUAAAAUAAAUCACUUUACAGUAACACAUGCUACAACACGCAGUUUUCCUCUAAUUAAAUAAUUCCACUUGGCCAGCGUUUUCAAUAAACAACACACAAACAUGACAUCAACAACCUCUCAUUAAAACAUGUGUGUUUGUCUUCAACUGACUGGAACAACAUCCACGUACAAAAAAAUCUAUUUUUCCAUUCUGAUGAAAUGAUUAGGCAGCAGCUUAAAAACAUGACAGACACACACCAAAAUAACUUUGGUGUGUUCGAAGGAGGUAAGAGGAGUGGUGAGUAGGAGUCGCUCUGUUUCACAACUCCGAGGUUUCAAAGAAGUUUGAAUGAAAGUUCCCCUCAUUAAAACAAAGUGCUCGCAGCCACUGAGCAGAAUGUCAAUAGUUUCUGAAUCUCAACCUCUUUUCCACUGACAUUUUGUUUAUUUCAGAAACACCAACACUUAGGUACAGUACAAACCUUUACCUUUACACCUCUGAAUGGCGCUGACUUCCUCUGUCGAUUCGGCAUCUACCUUACACAACAUUCGUCUAAAACAAAAUGAUUGUUACGCACAAAAAGAAGUCAAAGAUGGGAAAUAGAUGUGAUCUGAUGAGGGAACCCUCUGUAGGAGAGAAAAGAGGCUAAGGAAACUUGUGAAUCACUCCAUAUUCUUGCUUGUGGCCCACACUUUUUGUCUUUUUCUCUUUCAGGGAUGACUCGAUGUGGUCGAACACCCUCUUUAGGCGUGUGACUAAUGAGGGAGUCCUCACUUUCAGGUGUUUUCCAACCAAAUCACUGCUCAGAAACAGACAUGAAUUCACAGCGAGAGAAAGCAAAGUCAAAUUUGGACCUAUUUUUGGCAGCAGAUUUCUGUCUGUAAUUGAAAACAUUUGUUUGCGCCAGGCUGCAGCAGUAAAUGUUGAGCCAUUGCUUGAAGGUUUUCAUUCUGAGGAGAAAACAAACGGCAUGGUUGUUGUUUCAUUUGGAGCUCAGAGGGAACAGCAGCAGGUGUGAGCCCUUCAUGAAGGCAGCACAGAAGCAGGCAGACAAACCUCAGAGAGACACAUGAGACGUGUGCGAGAUGUUUGUUUUGUCCUUGUUGUGGUUCAUCUCUCUAAACCACCUCGCCUCUGUGUUUCUGCAGCUCCGCUCUCUCUCACCUGGAGUUGUCAUUAGUUAGCUGAGGACUGGAUGGCCCUCCAGCAAAUCAGCUUAAUAUUGUAUGAAAAAGGAUUUUCUAUUUUGUUAUUAUGCCUGGAACUUAAUGCUUCAGUGUGUUUCCAAGAAGUCAAAUGAACCCAUAGUCCUCCCUCCCUCGGGCCAUGUUUGGAUUUUAACAAGUUUUUUCUCUGUAUUUCUGAUGCACUGAGGCCUGCACGUAACAGAAGUGCUGUAAUUAUGAAAACUUUCUUUCAUGCUUUGAGAUUUAAUUAAGUUUAUGCUCUUUCAAACGUCGUUGAUUACUCUCUAAUUUGAAUUUCCUUUGUGUUUUAUAACCUUUUGAGAAGUGGGCAAACCUUAUGAUUGCUUUGAAAGUGAAGUAAUGAAGUGUUUUUCAUUUAUUUGAACUCCCAUAUUAGCAUCACAUCAGCACAAAAGUGAUAUUCAAACAGCAACUGCGUCUGUAAUUGUGUGUAUUACUCCAGUUAGAAGCACAGUGAGCUGUCAGACACAAACUUGGUCAACAGUGUGUAGAGGCAGAGAGCCGCAGCUGUUGUAUUACUGUAGUAUUGAGUGCAGAGGAGACUCUGCAGCAGCUCAGAAGAGAAGAUAAGCACAAACAGAUGUUCGACUCUUGCACAGGUGUACAUUUACCCAAUAGGUUUUACAGUAACUACUUUGUAUGCUGCAUGUAAAUUGAUUUUAACACUCAUUGAGAGAAGAGUAAUUCCCAUCAUAAAAAGAGAUAUUACAAGUGACAGUCACAUAAAAUACUUAGCUUAGAGAGAUCAGGUUAUCGUGUGACAAACUAUUGGAUUUCAACACACACGUUUUUAGUGGAUUCACAAAGGUAACUGUGAUUAUAAAGCUCAUAAAGGUUAAAACACACAUGAAGUGAAGUGUUAUAGCUUUCUCUGUACCGGUUAGGGGUCAACAUGAAGUUAAACAUAGUUCCUUAUACGAUUUGUGUUCAUUUUUCCAUCUUCCCUCAGUGAGAGAAUAGAGUCAAGGCAAAUUUUCUCCGUGAAAUUUUAUAUCAAGUCAGCGCUGCCAAAUCGUCUGUUUUGUUGGUUCUUCUCUCACUUAUAACGAAGUUCAGUGGGGAUGGUUAAUUUACUAGAUUUAAGCAAAAUUUUAAUUGAUUCAAUUUUCUCAGGAUGUUUUUAUAGUUGCAGUUAAGCCAAAACAAAAUACAAAUUGAUGCCAUGGGGUAGUUAAUCGUUCUUGGCUUUUGAAUUAUCAUUAAACAAAAUAUUUACAAGGAGAGGAAAAAACACUAGAUUCUAACAAAAGUGAAUUAAAAGCUUAGUUUUUUUCGACAAACUCAGGCUGAUGAGAAUUUAGUUUAAACCCCAAUGGUCUUUUUUAGAGUCUUUUUCUUGUUUGUUUUACUAAUUCCUCUUUUUUCCACCAAAAAGUUGAUUUAACAAUUUGAAUCUUAUGUAAAUUUAAACAAACACAAAAAUUUGUGCAGCCAAAACAAAAAUUGUGUUAUGGACUUGAUUUAUUAAUGAAGUGAUUUAUCCGCAAUGGAGCGCUGCAAGGUUAAGAUACACGUGUCUAACAUUGUAGUACGUUGAAUAACGCAAGUCAGUCCUACUUUUGAAGCUCUGAUUUAUUUUCUCUAUUAAAUGUUUAAGAUACAAAGUGUUCAUGUGCAUAACUGUUGAAACAGAGGUAGUUUUCCCACUGAGCAAUAGACGGCUAUCAGAUGUCUAGUCUUUUUUUAGACCUAAUUUCAACAAACUAGAUUCUGUUUAUUUUUAGAAGGAAUUUAGACGUUAACUCAUUAUUUGAUAACUAUUUAUUUCAAAAAGCAACUGUGAGUUGCAUAACUGAUCUCCAAGUACUUAACCAAAAGGAUUAUGACAGCCGUUGAGCGAUAUACAGUGUAGUAAAGAUAUAGCCAAGAUUUAGACUUGGUCUAAACUUGGUCUAAAUUAAGACGUCUAAAAAACUUUCAAUUUUAGAGCUGUGGUAGCCUGAUUUUAGACCAGACGUCUAUUGGACCUCUGUUAGACCAAAAAAUGCUCAGUGGGAUAGUUUCUCUGCUCAUCUUCUUGUUGGUUAACCUUGUUUGGUUAAGACAGUUUUCAUGAGAAAAAGAAGGUCUUCGGUGAAGUUAAGUUAGUGUGUUGGACUGAAAACAGAGUCUGCUCCUCAGGUGAUCAUAAAGGGAACGAUGGUUUCAUCUUCAGGUUUUAAGUCCACUGAUAUGUUUAUUUCAUCAUAUUAAGAAUACCUUUAUCUCUCUGUGCUGAUCUCUCAGGAAUACAAUUCGGUACCUGUUUCUUUUUAGAUAACGUUAUAUUUUUAAUUUGCGUUUAACAACUGCUUUUAUGAGGAUCGGUCCAUCAGUUCAUGGUUUUUAUUCUAAAACACUAUCAUGAAUAAAUCAGCGAAAUUAUAAGCACAGGGUAAAAAUCAACCCAGCGAUUACACUAAAUUAGGCCGGGAGCCGCCUGAGUGCUAUUUAGAACGAGCCAAAGAUAGAUAAUGAGUCCAGUGAGACCUCUCUCAAUUUUGGAUAUUUCUUUUAUCAGGCAGCAACUCAAAUUACAAUUUUAGCCAAUUAAGAUGAGAUAUUUACUUGUUUCCAGUUGGACGGACUUAAUGACAACCAUCAUAUGUGUGUGUAAGAAUUAACUAUUCAAAUAUGGCACCAUGACAUUGGCUUAAUGGUUUGUAAUUUCUUCCACAUAACAACACAGAGUCUACAUUUUUCUCUAGUCUUGUGUCUUUUUUGUCUCUUUAAGGAGAGGCUAAGAUGUUAAAAAACAAACAUAUGGAUGACCCCCCUGCUUUCCUUCUCUCUGACAACCAAUUAGAGGCUAUCAUUCAGAGUCUGGGUUUGAUCGGAGACCGUCUGCUUUGUUUACAGACCAAUCAUCAGCGAGGGAGGUGCGACCGCACUUUAAAAGGACGCUUUGUUUGAUAGAUAUUCAGCAUUUCCCCUGACUCCAGAUCCCUAAACACAGAAAGACGCUCAGCACUCAGCACCACUAGUAAGUACACUGAACUUGUUUUUUUAAAGUUACAUAUACUUCAGUAAUGUAAAACAUCAACUUCUAAAUGAAUGUCAUGUGAAGAGCACUAUUUUUCUAUUCAACGGCACAUUUUUAGACGAUAAGGUCUUUAUGACCCUUGCGGAUUGAAUUGGGCCUAAUUUUUCAAUGUGAGUUUAUUUUACAAAUCUGACGGCAACUGAAACACAAAUUGUAUUCAAGAAAACGCAUAUUAGUCCUUUAAAUUAAACUGAAAACUAUACUGGAAAACUUGUCACAGUAAUAAUCAAGAAAUCUUUUUUUAAAAGUUUACCGCUACACCCACAUACAAGUUUGAAAAGUUUAUUCAUAUGGCAAUAUGAGUAUAUAUUUUUAUAUGUGUAAUUAUUUAUAUUUAUGGAUUUUUUUUCAGAUGGAGAACUAUUGACGAUACUCAGUGAAGAAUCGCUCGACAUAAUUUCUCCAUUUCUGAAUUUUCAUAAAACAAGAGAAAGAGUGUUUCCUCUUUAACUGUGUGUGUAAAUUUGUUAAAUACUAAAUAUAAAACACAUGAAAACUUUAUGAAACUCAGUCAAAAUUUGGCCCCGAACAAGAUCUGCACUGGUGAAGGAGAAGAACUCUAAUCCCUCUUGUCUCACUGUGUUUCCUUCUCUCCUUUACAGCUCGCUCUCCUCCCCUCCUUCGUCUCUUCACUGAGUCUGACCCUCACCCCGUCUCCAACCCUCCCUCUCCAUCUUGGCUUGUUUUGAAGCGCCAUCCUGACUACUGAUACCAUCGUCUGGGUUUCUGGGUAGCAGCUCCACAGGUGUGCUUACUUUGAACGAGUGUUUACCAUCAAUCUCACCUCUCACUCCCCUGACCCUUUUUUCAACUUUAUUUUGCUCAGUUUUUUUUAACUCUGAUCUCAGAAAAAUGUAUUUUUCUUAAAGCAACAUUAAUUAGUUUCAUGCAAAGUAAACACACCUCUAACGAUUUAAGGUUUGAAAUAACAACCUUGGUGACCUUCUAAAUCCAUUAGAGACAUCCACACACUCUUGUAUCAGGAAACAUUUUGUUGACUUUCAUUUUCAUGUCAAUGACUGGGUCUGUGUUUUGUCAGAACAGAAAAGGAGUAUGCAAACCAGAAUUCGUACUUAUAUUUUUAAAUGGGCGGCUGGAAACACAAAAGACAAUAAGAGGAGAUAAGUACAAAUUAAACAAAUUAAAAUGGACUUUGACACAGGAGCGCAAGUUCACGACAAGUGUGGUAACAUCCUUCUGUUUUGAUCAUUCUGUUUUGGUUUUAUAUCAAAAAUGUUUGACAGACAAAUAAAAGACUAAAAGCAAAUGCUUCGUUAAAAAGUACGGAUGCCGCAGAUCAGUAGGGAAUAAAUACACCAACAGUAUUGACUUAGCUGAACAGCGUAGCAAAAGUUGUCCAUAUUACAGCCAAAUUUAUUUUUCAGUUGUCAUUAACUUUUUUUAUCUUGUAUUUCAGGUAAUUUGUUUAAAGUGAGUAAAAUAUGUUAAAACCCAGGAGUCAAUGCUCCUCAGUUAUAUAUGCAGUUGUAUAGUUACAGCUGCUCUCAGAGGUAGAUCCUUCAUUCAAAAACUGAUCUUAUAACCUACAAGAGGUAAAAUCAAUAAAAAAGAAACUGAUUCAAGGUUUUUCAUGCAGUAUAAUGAGUGACUGUUUACAUUAUAGAAAAACACUUGAGAGGGGAGAGAAGAGAUGAAGAUGAAGAAGUGAUAAAGGGAGAUAGAAAAGAGAAACGUCUACCUUUAACCACAGUCUAGGUGUGCUCCUGGGGCUGUGGUCUCUUUUUUUCACUCCUUUCAAACGGGGAGAGAUCCGUCUUUCGUGGAACAGGGGAGGAAGAGAGGGGGUGUGAGAGGCAGGAGGGAGAGGCAUGGGAUAAGAAUCUGCACCUUGACUAAAUCAAGGCCCACCACAACGCAGCGUACGCUUUACGUCUUCCCUCCGACAUUUGUCUGUUUCUUCUCAUUCAAAACCCACCACAGGCCGCCUACUCUCGACUCUUUCAACUUUUUGUCUUGCAUCUCCUCAAAUCUCUCCAAAUCUAGGACCACCUCAAACCCCUCUCUGCUUCCUGCUGAAUGAUUUCUCUUCUGAGCAAAAAUCGGAUACUAAGUUACAUCUUCAUCCCAUUUUACAAAUGUGUGAGAAUUUUUUUUUAUACUUGCAUAUCACUUGUUGUAAAAAGCAGAAAACUCUAUGCUGUCAUGUAAAAUAACCCCACCAUCUACGGCAGACCUUUUACAAAAAUAACAUCUUGGUCUGUUCUGGCUCCAUGUUGCGGAGAGGAUGAAUGCGAUAGUUGGAUAACUGUAGACUGAGCUCCUCUAAUAUUCUACGCCUCUAUGUGGAUAAUAUUUAAACAACAAUACAGUAAAAUAAAUUUUAGUACAUGAUCACAGCAGAACAGGAUAACAGAAGAGUAAAGAAAGAAGUAUUAUGUAGAAUUAAAAGUUAAAUUAAUUAGAAAAAUUAGCUAAUGGCAUUUGAAAAAGUCAAAUAUACUGAAUGGAUUUGAAAAAGUGUAUUACAAGCUAUUAUAAGCUUUUUUAAUCUAUUCUUCAUCUGUGAAUCAGAGGAAAGUAUUUUACGACCUCAGAGAAAUGCUCACGGUGUUCCACAGGGCUCAAUAUUAAGCCCAUUCAUUUUCCCAGUUUCUCAGCUGCUGUUGAGUAUUAGCGCUUUGUUAUACAAAAAAGAAAGAUGUAAAUUUUAUGAGUAAAAAAAUCCUAAUUUAGGGUGAUUAUUACUAUGUAUGCUAUUUGAAAGAGGAAGAUCAUUGGGGCAGCUAUACCUGUACUAAAAAUGAGGAAAACAGAGCGUCUUAAAGAAUGCUCAAUAUUUUAGCACAUCAGCAACACAAUGUCACACGUAUUAGGAUUCUUAAUGCAAGAAACUCAUUCUGACUCAAGGUGCUGGCUGCUCUUCUGAUAUCCCUGUACAUGUUAUUUUUACGGUUAUUUAGCUACAGCCCACGACUUUGACUUCUUUCUCGUGUGUUUCUUGUGUGUUCUAGCAGGGAUACAUUACGUGUGUGUUGCAUGGGUUGCUUCGAGGUCAUUUUAAAUUAAAUUUUUAACCAUUUUGUUUAUUUUAUAUUACUCGAUAAUCCGUUCAGUGUUUUUUUUGUUUUAUUACUUUUAAGUAACGUUGAAUUUGGAUUUUCAAGAACCCUGUCGUACAACUCUUAUUGAAUUAAACUAAAAAAAAAAAACAGACAGUGAGUGCAAAUAAAGAAUAUUUUCUUUGCACUUUCCAAGAGAUUGGUCUGUAAACUACAACCAUCAAAACCUUUGACGAGAUCACCUCAAACCACCUUUUUCACCGUCACACUGGUCCAUUUUUUAAGAGUUACCCUCCCAUUUCAUCUUUACUUUUAUGAUAUUAUACAAUUCUCAUCAUAAGUUAAAGUAAAAUGCAGAAUAUAUUUAAAUGUUUUUUUAAUAAAUAUUUUUCAGGUGCCUGGUUGAGAUGAAGAACAUAAUCCAGUCCAUCCUCCUCCUCACUGCUGUGCUGGAAACAGUAACAGGUAAGCUGCUCUAAUAACAGGUUUAAUUUUCCUCUGUUUGGGGCAGAACUGUCAGGUUUUGAGCAAUGUUUCAUAAAAUUCUCCUCACACUCUCAGGGAAAGAAGAGUUGGUGUAUGCUCAGCUGGGAGACACAGUCACCCUCAAAACUCCAGAAAGAGGGGCUGAAAAAGAAUACAUGUACUGGUAUCUUGACGACAUAAACAGCCUUCAAAUCGCCUGGCGCAAUCCCCUUGGCGGAAGCGGCUUCAUUGGCACAACGUCGAACCCAAUAGGUCUUAAACUUACUUUAAUCCGAACAAUAAACUUAAAACUAAGGUCCUUUCAUACUAACCACUUUUUACUGUCUUGUAGGUCAACACUGGAGCGCCUUGUCAUGGUCCGGCAACUCACUGGUCAUCAAAAACCUAAAACCAGAAAACUUUAUGACUGUGGUCUUAAGAUUUGGAAAUGGAGAAAUAUUCACAUACAGACUACUGGAACUCAUCAGUAAGAGCAAAAGAAAAACACAAACACAUAUUUCACUUAUGUCCCCUCCGACGUGGUGCUUUAUAUUCAAAUAAGGAAACUAAUUUUUGGUCAAAGUCGCAUGAAUGCUUUUGUUCUGUUCAAUGAGGUAUGACUGAAAUGUUUUCUUAAUUCUUAAACCUCUAUGAGGAGAUUUUAGAUAGUAAUUAUACAUGCAAAAAUUCACAUCAUGCCUCUAUGCAAGCUAAAAAGCAAAGCACAGCAGGAUCAUUUCUUUUUUAUUUAUUUCAUGUAAGUUAAACUGUGGUCCUAAGUUUGCUGGAAGACCAUAAAAUCGACUAUCUGCUGCAAAUAUUCAAAUUUUCUACUUCAAAGACUUGUUGUGUGUUGCAUGCUAAAUUAGGAUAUAAUUUAAUGCAAAAAAAAGAAGAAUACUUAAACAUGCAGCAGGAUAAGCAAAGAAAACAGAUAAAUCGUCCCAUUUGGAUUCAGCCGAAAUUGACUCAGCCUGAAAGUCCUUCACAGGAGUUUAAAGGUUUCAAGCUUGAUGAACUUUGGGCUCAUCCAAGACUGAGUCAGAAAACUGUUCGAAUAAGAAAGGCAAGAUCACAAGCAACACUUAACAGCUGACAUACAGGGAAGUUUUUCAAAGUCAAACUGCUGAGUUUUUAACAAAAUAAAGGAAAAAUUGCAAACAUUUGAUAUAACUUAUUUAAGUGACUCCUCUUUGUUUCUGUCUUAGUCUCAGGGAACCCAACCUCUCCUCUGCUGCCAGGGGAUGAUCUGAAUAUGAUUUGCAGCGCAGACACUUUUCAAAAUUACAAGAAUCCAGAGAUCUACUGGAAGAAUCCUCAGGGGGAAAUAACCAACCAAGGGAGGCUCCAGGUGAAAGUCACAGGCCGACAUGAUGGACGGUGGACCUGUGUUGCGACCAGGGGUGAAAAGGAAAGCGAAGCCAAAGUCUUUGUCACGGUUGUGGGUGAGUUAAACACGCUACAUACAGCUGUUUCACAUAAGUCCACACUCACCCUCAGCUAACUUUAUGAUUUAUGUAUUUUCCCUCUUCUUUAGACUUCUCCCCAAAUCUUCCAAUUUACCAGUACACGUCUGAGUCCUCGUCCCUGACCAUCCCCUGUUCAAUUCCCCAAAGCAUCUCCUGGGAUAAGAUCAAAGCUGGGGGCAUCCAGGAAGUUAACUGGCACUUUUAUCCUAAACCAGCACCAAACCUCAUUUCCAAUAACUCACAGAGGCUCUUUCACCUCCCUCUGGAUGAUAAGCUGACCUGGAAGAAAGAGCAGAACAGAGAUCUGACUCCUGUGCCAGACCUUAAGAAAGGAUUUCUGUCUUUGACCAGAAGGUUUGGAAGAGACGAGGACAGAGGAGACUAUGUUUGCUCCAUGAAGGUUCAAAAUGGCGUGACUCUGAACAGGACUGUUCAAGUAAAGGUGCUGCAACGUAAGUCAAUACAAAUCAUAUAACCAUGUAUUACACUCUUCUUUGCUUUUCUUCUAUUUUCUAUGUUGAGGUUUUGUCCUUCCUUCAUUGUCAUUCACAACAAGCCGGAGACACUUGUGUCUUCACCACCUCUCUGCUUCGUUUUUCAUCUCUCUCCUGCAGAGAUUAUAAGGAAGUGUCCCCGGUGUGACAUGAGUCUAAUUCAGCAGCUAAUACAGUUGUCUGGCUCCACUUGUUUUAAUAGAAAAUAACAAGCUUUUGCCUCCUGCCAGGAGAGUCUGAUAACACGAUGAAUUUUAAUUGGACUCUGUGUGUAGCACUGCAAAUUCUCAUUUUAUUCUGAACCGUUAUUUAAGUAGGAACACUGAAAAGAAACUAUUAUGAUGGAUUUAUUCAAGGCAGAGGCUUGUCUACCAAAUCUGGGUCCCUUGACUCAUUUUGAUCCCCCCCAGUUUGACCAAAUCCCCCAGGACUCCUGCUGCAGUUUAUGAAUUUCUUUUUUUGCUGUUGCCUCGCUGCAAAACUGACUUUGGUUUGUAUUCAAAAGGGUUUCUGAUCAUCAUCUUGAUCAUGACAGAGACGCACCCUGACUUUUUCAGUGAAGUCACCUGACCGGGGCGCUGACUUUUGCAGUCCUAUUAUGAUGCUAAUGUAGUAUCACAAAAGGGACUUAUUUUUGCUUUCUUUAUCAAAUCAAAUAAAUAAUUUAAUUUUUUGAUAUUCAAAUAAGAUUACAGUUUCAUCAUUUCUGAGCAAAAUGUUCAAACUUUAGAUCUUAAUAGCGCAAUUAUUUGAGCGCAGAUUAGUUAAAAGGACAUAGGUCAAAAGUAAAUGUUUAAAGCGCCAAACAAGCACCAUAAAUGCAGAUACAGAACGCCAGAAAAGCCUGUAAAUGUCAACAGAGCUGUCAAUCAUGAUGUCACAUUUGCUCCUUUUACAGUCAAAUAAGAAAUUAUGAGUUAAUUUGUCAGAAAAAUUUACAUUUUGACAUAAAUCAGCAUCAAAACAAUACCUAUAAUCUCAGAAACCAUGUCUUGAAAAAAUAUAUUUGAAAUGUAUUUAAAAUUUUUAAUCAUUUCCUCCAAAACUUGCUGCAUUAGAUCAUAUUUUUAACAGCAGGAAAACAUAAACAAGAAAACGUACCCCCACACACCCUGGGACAAGUGACAGUAGAGCGUCAACUUUUAAAAUGAAAUGAAUAAAAUAAAUGAAUAAAUUUAAAAAUAUUUUAAAAAAUAUCUUUGCAUUAAAUGUUUCAUACACGUUCAGGCAUGAACAGCUUUGCCUAUGAUGCAUUAGAAAAUUGCUUCAACAACAGUCCAAAGUGUGUAGUGUAUUUACUUUUGGGCUUUUUGCCUUAUUGCUCUAACAGGACAGCUGAAGAGAGACAUGAGAUGUGGGGAGAACAGAGUGGGUUAGACAUGCAUCAAAGGGCCAAGGCUGGGACUCAAACCAGCAGCGGCUGAUUAGAGGACUAUAGCUGCUGCCAACUGAGCGAUCAGCAUCCUUGAGAUUUCAAGUUUAUUCAAACACAGACAUCUGAGGAGACUAGCAAAUAUUCACGUUUGGGUUGCAGCCAGAGGAGGCUGAGAGUAUUAAGAGAGAAUGAAAGUCUGUCAUUGAAGGCUAAUGCACUUUUUGUUUACCUCAUUUUGUUUUCAUUGCUUUGUGCAUUGUGUUUAACUUUUCCCCCUUUUUUAUGUUAGAGAAAUUUGUUUUUAAUUUUUAAUUCGGUGAGUUUGGUUGCCACAUGGCAGCAGCAGAAGCCAAAGGCUCUGUUGGAUUCAGAUGGAAAGAAAAGCAAUAUUUUCCCAGGCUGUCCAAAUGGCAGUUCUCCUACUUCAUCUCAUACUUAUUUGAUGUUUUACUUCUUCAUUUCUGUCUUCUUUGUUCUUGCAACUCUUUCACUCUCUUCAGUAACUUCCGCUCCUGGAACAGAGUUGAUUUCUGGCCAGCAGGUCAACCUGACUUGCAGCCUUGGUGAACCGCUGCCCCCGGGCCUCAGUCUGACAUGGGUCCCACCUGAAGAAUCAUCCCUGACAUCUGGCGAUCACCCGGCCCAUCUCAUCAUCCCGGAAGUGGGGGUAGGAGAUGGAGGGGAGUGGAGGUGUGAGCUGCGGCAGAGCGAUAAGCGGCUGACUUUUGCUGCGAUAACUUUGAACAUCGGUGAGUGCAGGAAGUGAGAGCGGAGCAGGAAAUAUGACACGGGCACGACCUUGUGGCAACUCUGCUUUUUACAACACCGGAGAGUGUUUCUGUCUUCACUGCAGAAUGACUGUUUCUCUUUUUGCAGAACCCAAGCUGAGUGUGUGGAUGCUGGUGAUCAUUUGUAGUGUCACAGUCAUCGUUGUCCUCCUCCUCAUUCUCGUUUUCAUCAUCUACAGACGCAGACAAGUACAGAAAACCCCUUUUCACCCCUUUUUCUUCAAAUACAUGAAUACAAGAUUAGUGUGAUACUCAAGCUCUCCCUCUGUCUUUGUCUCUCAUGUUGCGUCUCUGUGGCUGACAUUAGCGGAAGACGACUCACCUCAGACAUCGGCUCUGUAAAUGCAAAAAGUGCGUAACAACCAUUUCCUGGACUGAUAUGCACACUCAUCAACAACAGUCAUGUCAUGAAAAUCUCAGACUCCUGAGCUAUUUGAUAAAGACACAAACCUUAAGAAUAAAACUGCUUUUUGUGUCUCUGUGUCUCUGUCCAACGCUAAAAUCAGAACUUGUGUUUUUUUGUGUUUCAGCCCCAAGCCCAGAGGAUUCUACAGGACAUAAAUCUCCUGCAAAGACAUUUUCAACAGGACAUCGGAGCCGAUUGAAUUUCUGUCCAGAGAAGAUGGAUUUUUCUGUCAGAUCCACUAAGCAGUGAACGUCUGUUAGGUGUGCUGGACGAGGGUCUGAAAGUUUAGUUAUUGUUGAAAUGUCAGGGAGGAAAUAUGUCUUAUAGUUGUAGAUAUCAAGAUUGUUUUAUAUUUGUAAUCUAACGUGGGAUUGAUGUUGGGAGGCUGUUUCUAUUUCACAGAAUUAUCUUGUGAUUCCUGAUGGACUAUUUUUACAUGAUUGUUUGUGAUAUAACUGUUAAUCACAAUUUCUUUUGUUGUGUGAUUUUUUUAUGAUGCUCGUUGUAUAGUGUUGCAUUUUUAGGCCUGGUCAAAUCCAAUUUAAAUACCCAGAGACCGAUUUUAGAGAUAUGAUGCUGUUUAACUUAAUACACCAAUAAAGAACUUUAUUAGUUAGCUCAAAACAGGAUCUGUUUGUCAGAUGAUUCUUAUUCUUUUGAGCAAAACUUCUCAAGUUUUAGAUAAAGACUGUCUUUAUUUUCAA